AUGUCAACCGCCGAGCUUCGUCAGCGGCCUGUUGCAAAGGACGACGUGCCGGCUCCGAACCUCGCCGCCGGCAUAACCCCAAGCGACGACGAGAAGAAAAAGGAGGCUCACCCUUCUGGUAAGGCUCAACAUGGUCCGAUCUUCUCUGCGCUGCGAGCGCUUACUUUUGGCAUAUACUUUGCCACGUCCUGUAUUGUUUGCGUCAUCAGAAUUCAUAUUACGCAGAUUCUUGGCUGUCCGCUGUACCUACUCAACCGCGACUUUUACUAUGCCUACAUGGCCCUUACGAAACAGUCCUUUGGACUCCUCGGUACAACCAUGACUCACUGGUGGGCGCCGACAAAGAUCAGGGUCAGCGGAGAUGCAUCGGUGGCUGGGCAGUUGAGUAUCACUCCCGACGGUAGAAUUGAAUGUGCCUUUCCCGAGCGUCUAGUCAUGAUUGCGAAUCACCAGAUAUAUACGGAUUGGCUGUAUCUAUGGUGGGUCGGAUAUACAAAUAACCCAGCUAUGCAUGGCCAUUUGUACAUUAUCCUCAAAGAGUCACUCAAAUACAUCCCUGUUAUAGGGCCUGGCUGCCUGUUGUUUGGUUUCAUCUUCAUGUCACGGAAGAUGGCCACUGAUCAGCCCCGAUUGGCUCACCGGCUUCAAAAACUCCGAAAGAAAGUCAUCAGCCCAGAUGGAGAGGAAUUCUUGAACCCAAUGUGGCUGCUCCUAUUCCCCGAGGGCACGAAUCUGUCCAAUAAUGGUAGAGCAAAGUCGGCCAAGUGGGCAGAGAAGACGGGAGUAAAGGACCCGAGACAUCUCCUCUUACCUAGGAGCACCGGUACCUUCUUCUGCUUAAACGAGCUACAGGAAACUGUGGAAUACGUCUAUGAUUGCACUGUGGCCUACGAGGGCAUCCCCCGGGGAGGAUAUGGUGAGGAAUAUUUCACUCUCAGUAGCACCUAUUUCCGCGGAAGACCGCCAAAGUCGGUCAACUUCUACUGGCGACGCUUUGCAUUGGCAGAUAUGCCCCUGGAUGAUGAGGAGAAAUUCUCCAAGUGGAUGCAGGAUCGGUGGUACGAGAAGGAUGACCUGCUUGAGCAGUACAUCUCCACAGGUCGCUUCCCCGCAAAUGGAGCUGGCAUCAAGGGACAUAUCGAAACUGAGGUGCGAACUCGUCACUGGUGGGAGUUUAUCAAGAUUUUCAUCAUGCUUGGCGCGUUCGGUUUGACCUUUAGGUUAAUCCUCCAAGCCUUGAACAGCCUUCAAAGCUGGGCAGCAUCGAGGGUUAACAACUGA
This is a messenger RNA of Pestalotiopsis fici W106-1, 1281 nucleotides long. RefSeq lists its product as uncharacterized. The transcript has 4 exons. The coding region runs from base 1 to 1281 and encodes 426 amino acids. Gene Ontology annotation, cellular component: endomembrane system. NCBI's taxonomy places the organism in Eukaryota, Fungi, Ascomycota, Sordariomycetes, Amphisphaeriales, Sporocadaceae. The record is from RefSeq and is a predicted model, not a curated record. Gene Ontology annotation, molecular function: acyltransferase activity.